AUGAGCAGUAGGCGAGAUCAAUAUAAAGAUGCACAAAAACAUGGUGGGGAUAUUGAUGGGUCACGCAGACGACAAAGAGAAGCAGCUACGAGUCUCCGGAAAGAUAAGAGGCACGCACAGCUGGCACGGAAGCGUAUGCGCGAUGUGUUGAAUUUAGGUGGAAAUAUUGAGAAGAGGGACUCGGUCAGUGAUAUCGAUAUUCCACAAUUGGUGAAACAUAUGAGCCAAUUCAAUAGUACAGAAGAGUGUUUAAAUGCUGUUCGGCAAUUAAGAGAAUCAACUGGAGUGAACCAAAAUAUAAUAGAUAGUUUGUUGCAAUGCGAAGGUGCUGUGGACACUCUGAGACAACUUCUAGCGGUCAGCAAUUCUUCGAUUCAACUCGAAGGUGAGUUUGUGGUAUAA
Sphaeroforma arctica JP610 is the source of this 402-nucleotide messenger RNA. RefSeq lists its product as hypothetical. The record is from RefSeq and is a predicted model, not a curated record. Bases 1 to 402 code for a protein of 133 amino acids. Gene Ontology annotation, biological process: protein import into nucleus. The transcript has a single exon. Lineage: Eukaryota; Ichthyosporea; Ichthyophonida. Gene Ontology annotation, molecular function: nuclear import signal receptor activity.